AUGUUCCUGCAGCAUCACACAACUGAAACUGCAUCAGACGGGUGCUUGUCGCCCAGGGUAUCCACCCCUGACAGCCACUACGGCUUAACAGUUUCCAGUCCCUUGUCCACAUCUUCGGAUCCGGGAAUGUCGUCUCAGCCGUACACCCCCAACUACUACAACAGGCAGGACAGUUGGGGAUCCAGCCAGGACUACUAUGGAGAGAACAACAACAUCUACAACAAGUACGACUGUAAGUACAAGUCCCAGAGGCUGGAUUCUUCCAGCUCCAUGUCCGCCUAUGGCAGGCAGGGGUACUACAGCGAGAGUAAGUACAAGAAGGAGGGUGGUAGGAAGAGUGCGCAGCCCCAGGCGGGGCUGGAGGUCAUGAGGAAGAGGAGGUUGGCGGCUAACGCGCGCGAGAGGAGGAGGAUGAACAGUUUGAACGACGCCUUCGAUAGGCUUAGGGACGUGGUGCCGAGUUUGGGGAACGACAGGAAGUUGUCCAAGUUUGAGACGCUGCAGAUGGCCCAGACGUACAUCGCUGCUUUACAUGAGUUGUUGCAGAGGGAUUAG
Messenger RNA from Anoplophora glabripennis (Asian longhorned beetle), 555 nucleotides. Its product is annotated as basic helix-loop-helix transcription factor amos-like. The transcript has a single exon. The coding region runs from base 1 to 555 and encodes 184 amino acids. Gene Ontology annotation, molecular function: protein dimerization activity. The record is from RefSeq and is a predicted model, not a curated record. NCBI's taxonomy places the organism in Eukaryota, Metazoa, Arthropoda, Insecta, Coleoptera, Cerambycidae.